Molecule: messenger RNA, 441 nt
Organism: Cryphonectria parasitica EP155
Lineage: Eukaryota; Fungi; Ascomycota; Sordariomycetes; Diaporthales; Cryphonectriaceae
Product: Glyoxalase/Bleomycin resistance protein/Dihydroxybiphenyl dioxygenase
Exons: 1
Coding region: 1-441 (146 amino acids)
Source: RefSeq, a predicted model, not a curated record
AUGGCUCUGGCCGGUGUCCACCACUUCAAGCUUCCUUCCUCAGACAUAGACAGGACCGUGGCGUUCUACACGACCCACCUUCCCCUCACCCACCUCCCAGAGCUCAACCAUGUAGAAGCCUCGACGGGCUCCGUCUAUGCCAAGAUCCUCAGACACACCCCGUCGCAGACCACCCUCGAGAUCCGCAACGCGCCCGAGCAGGCCGCCCGGGAGAGGGGCUGGGACCCCAUCACCUGGGCCGUCCAGGGCUACUCGGACCUCGUGCGGUGGAGGGAGCACUUCAUCUCGGCCGGUGUCCGCCACACGGCGGUCUACAAGGGCGUCACGGGCUGGGGGCUGACUGCUGAGGAUCCGGACGGGAGGCUUGUUCGGUUCUAUACCCUGGAGGAGCACGGAAUAACGGCUGACCUGGACCCUGCCGUUUCCACCAAGUUUGAAUGA